Molecule: messenger RNA, 2190 nt
Organism: Oncorhynchus nerka (sockeye salmon)
Lineage: Eukaryota; Metazoa; Chordata; Actinopteri; Salmoniformes; Salmonidae
Product: kelch-like protein 28
Exons: 6
Coding region: 132-1847 (571 amino acids)
Molecular function (GO): protein binding
Source: RefSeq, a predicted model, not a curated record
AGUUACGCCGCAUAAAGUGUUUGGCGUUUGUUUCCUGACAGACGCUGGGGUUCCUGCCGCUAUUGCGAUAAAAACAGCUAUUGUCGGGACAUCUGACGCUCAACACAGGUUUCUCUCCGUUGCAUAUUCCUAUGGACCAGCAGGCCCAGUCCUACAUGCUUGCCAGUCUGACGCGGCCCCACUCUGAGCAGCUGCUGCAAGGCCUCCAGCUGUUGCGGCAGGACCAUGAACUGUGCGACAUUGUGCUGCGAGUGGGGGAUGCUAAGAUCCAUGCUCACAAAGUGGUGCUGGCGAGCAUCAGCCCUUACUUCAAGGCCAUGUUCACGGGAAAUCUGUCAGAGAAGGAGACCUCUGAGGUGGAGUUCCAGUGUGUUGAUGAGGCUGCGCUACAAGCCAUCGUUGAGUAUGCCUACACUGGCACAGUAUUCAUCUCACAGGAAACGGUGGAGUCCCUACUGCCAGCUGCUAACCUACUCCAGGUCAAGCUGGUGCUGAAGGAGUGUUGCUCUUUCCUAGAGAGCCAGCUAGAUGCUGGAAAUUGUAUAGGCAUCUCUCGCUUCGCUGAGACCUAUGGCUGCCAUGAUCUCUGCCUGGCUGCCACUAAAUUCAUCUGCCAGAAUUUUGAAGAGGUGUGCCAGACAGAGGAGUUUUUUGAGCUGACACGGGCGGAGCUGGAUGAAAUAGUGUCAAAUGAUUGUCUGAAGGUGGUAACAGAAGAGACUGUGUUCUAUGCCCUGGAGUCGUGGAUCAAAUAUGAUGUCACUGAGCGGCAGCAGCACCUGGCUCAGCUACUGCACUGCAUCCGCCUGCCUCUCCUCAGUGUUAAGUUCCUUACCCGCCUCUACGAGGCAAACCACCUUAUCCGGGAUGACCACGCCUGCAAGCACCUGCUCAACGAGGCUCUCAAAUACCAUUUCAUGCCUGAGCACCGGCUCUCCUACCAGACGGUGUUGUCUACACGGCCACGCUGUGCUCCCAAGGUGCUCCUUGCUGUUGGAGGCAAGGCUGGACUCUUCGCCACCCUCGAGAGCAUGGAGAUGUAUUUCCCUCAGACGGACUCAUGGAUUGGGCUUGCCCCUCUCAGUGUGCCCCGCUAUGAGUUUGGAGUGGCAUUGUUGGACCAGAAGGUGUAUGUGGUGGGUGGCAUUGCCACACACAUGCGACAGGGCAUUAGCUACCGGAGACAUGAGAGUACAGUGGAGAGAUGGGACCCUGACAGCAAUACCUGGUCCACAGUGGAGCGCAUGGCAGAGUGUCGCAGCACCCUGGGGGUAGUGGUCUUGGCUGGGGAGCUCUAUGCCCUAGGGGGCUACGACGGCCAGUACUAUCUACAGUCUGUGGAAAAAUAUGUCCCCAAGGUGAAGGAGUGGCAGCCUGUGGCACCCAUGACCAAAUCACGCAGCUGUUUUGCCACCGCUGUGCUGGAUGGCAUGGUCUAUGCCAUCGGAGGCUAUGGCCCAGCCCACAUGAACAGUGUGGAGCGGUAUGACCCCAGCAAGGAUGCCUGGGAAAUGGUAGCCCCCAUGGCAGACAAACGGAUCAACUUUGGUGUUGGGGUCAUGCUAGGGUUUAUAUUUGUGGUUGGGGGACACAACGGGGUAUCACACCUGUCCAGCAUUGAGAGGUAUGACCCACACCAGAACCAGUGGACAGCCUGUCGGCCCAUGAAUGAGCCACGUACAGGGGUUGGCUCAGCGAUCGUGGACAACUACCUCUAUGUGGUGGGGGGUCACUCGGGGUCAUCCUACCUGAACACUGUCCAGCGGUACAACCCCAUCACAGACAGCUGGCUGGACUCUAGUGGCAUGAUGUACUGCCGCUGUAACUUUGGGCUGACUGCUCUUUGACCCAUGAUACCCCUGGGUAGGACUCCUUAAGAGAAGAGUUGGACGAAAGGCUUUUCUUUUCUUUUUUUCCCCCCGUUCAUCACCAGCAGGCUGAGGGCGGUGCCACACUGCCGUGAAUCCCGGCGAGCGAGCUUGCUGCUGGAUGAAUGUGCCCAGCUGGCGACAGGGGACCACCGAGCUGGCCAGAGUGAGAAGGGUCUGGUUUGGGUGGAGGAAGGCGCGGGGCAGGUCACCAUGGAUCUUGUCACAGAGAUGACCACUACUGCUGCUGGACCACAAUGAUGACUGCCAUUUUACAGGGGACUGUGGGGGAGAACUAAGUGGAGGGGGAAAAAAAAGAAAA